This is a messenger RNA of Funneliformis mosseae, 492 nucleotides long. The record is from the annotation of a GenBank genome assembly. NCBI's taxonomy places the organism in Eukaryota, Fungi, Glomeromycota, Glomeromycetes, Glomerales, Glomeraceae.
AUGUCUUUUACAAAAUCCAAAAAUGACAAAAAAAGCAAAGUCGAAAAAGGCAAGACACCCUAUUUACCCAUAAAAAAACAACAUAAUGACAAGCUAACUACAGAUAAAAAUCAUGAAAUUAUAGUAGAAAAAAGUAAAAAUGAGAUUGAUGAUAUUUUCGCGACUGUAAAGAGUAAAAAAGUGUCGACGAAUUUUCAACCUCAAAAAUCACAAGAACCGACUUCCCCAACGGUAUCAUCAUCGUCUUCUUCCUCCAUGAACAAAAAAAAAGUAGAUGAAUUUAUUUUUAAAGUUCCCGCAAUUCCUAGUAAAUCGCAAUGUACCAAACGAAAGUUAAAAUUGAAUGACGAUGACGGAUUUAGCGAUUCCCGAGGGACAAAAAACCGAAGAAUUACGGAAGAUGGACUGCCAAUCUUUGACAUUAAAGAAUUGAAUAUCGGUCGAGGAGAAGAUACACAAUUAUGCCCAUUUGAUUGUAAUUGCUGUGAGUAA